AUGGCAGCAACAAUCGGAGACCAGGAUAAGGUGUUAGCCACCGCGCAGCGGAUCGUGAAGUCUCUCGGAAAUACCUCCGACGCCGACGACAUGUUGUUGAUCCUCUCCGCCUUCGACAACCGCCUCUCCGCCCUCUCUUCCUUUGUCUCCUCCGAUGAGAAUCCCUCUUCUGCGGAGGCACCGGCGGCAUCUAACCAAUCGUCCACCUCCGCCGAUCCCCGAUUCGUCGAGGCUGAGCGAAUUAUUUUGAACGACACCGAUUCAUCGCCUUUCUCUGAUAAUUACUUGGCCGCGAUUGAUGAUAUCAUUCAAUUGACAGAGGGAUUGAACCUUGGUUCAGCUGACGCUGGCGAUGACGUCAUUGACCGCGCCGAGAAUGCUCUCCAACUGGCUAUGUCCCGGUUGGAGGAUGAAUUUCGCCAAAUAUUGAUCCAGAACACCUUAUCUCUUGACCCAGACCGCCUCCACCGCUCCUCUCUUUCUUCAUCUGCUGCUGCUAUUGCAAUUGCCGCAACUGAGUUUUUCAACGAUGAUUCAAACUUGAGCUUUGAUGAUGUCAGCAGCGCAAGGUACAGCAACCACAGCCAUGGUAGGGGUGUUAGCUUUGGGAUAGAUGAAAUGUCCCUUGAACUGAUCCACCCUGAUGCGGUGCUUGAACUCACAGAGAUUGCAGACCGUAUGAUCCGAUCUGGGUAUGAGAAAGAAUGCUUCCAAGUGUAUUCUAGUGUCCGUCGUGAUGUUCUGGAUGAGUGUUUGACGAUUCUUGGGGUGGAAAAACUGAGCAUUGAGGAAGUGCAGAGGAUUGAGUGGCGGUCCUUGGAUGAUAAGAUGAAGAAAUGGAUUCAGGCCGUGAAAUUAGUCGUUCGGGGCCUUCUGUCCAGUGAGAAACAGUUGUGUGAGCAGAUUUUCGCUGGCUCUGAUCUGGUUGAAGAUUGCUUUCUAGAAACAUCAAAGGGUUGCAUCAUGCAGCUUUUGAAUUUUGGGGAAGCGGUUGCAAUUGGGAGGAGGUCGGCCGAGAAGUUGUUCAGGAUUCUUGAUAUGUAUGAUGGGUUAGCUCAGGUUGUGCCAGAUUUGCAAUCGCUUUUUAUUGACGAAGGUGCUCGUGACAUGGUGCGUGAGGCCAAGGCAGUAUUGGAUGGUUUGGGUGAGGCUGCUAUAGGGACUUUUGUCGAGUUUGAGAAUGCAGUUCAGGGGGAAGCUUCGAGGAAGCCUGUACAGAAUGGUGAGAUUCACCCGCUUGCCCGAUAUGUUAUGAAUUAUGCAAAGUUGCUGGUGGACUACUGUGAUACCCUUAAUACACUUUUGGAGAAUGUGAAGGUUGAAUCAGAGUACCUGGAGAGGAAGAAUAGUGACGAGUCGGAGGUGGAAAGCAUGUCAUUUAUUGCUCGGCGGUUGUUGGCCUUGAUUACUUCUCUCGAGUCAAAUAUUGAAGAGAAAUCGAGAAUGUAUGAGGAUGCUGCUAUGCAUUAUAUAUUCUUAAUGAAUAAUAUUCUAUACAUUGUGCAGAAAGUAAAGGACUCUGAGCUGCGAAACCUUUUAGGUGAUAACUGGGUUAGAAAACGGAGGGGUUUGAUCCGACAGCAUGCGACCCAAUAUCUUAGGUCAUCAUGGAGCAAGGCUUUGGCAUGUUUGAAGGAUGAAGGGAUUGGUGGGAGCUCAAGUAAUGCUUCAAAGCUGGCUUUGAAGGAGAGAUUUAAGAGUUUCAAUGCUAGUUUUGAAGAUAUCUACCGUAUUCAAACUGCUUGGAAGGUCCCAGAUCCUCAGCUCCGUGAAGAACUUAGGAUAUCCAUUUCAGAAAAAGUGAUUCCAGCAUACCGCUCGUUUAUGGGAAGGUAUGUUAUUCCUCUUCAUCGAGGAAUAGUGCAGUUGACUUUGAGCUUGGUGAUGUACACUUCCCUGUUGGUUGGAUAUGUUGAACGCAUAGUUUUGUGA
Striga asiatica is the source of this 1932-nucleotide messenger RNA. NCBI's taxonomy places the organism in Eukaryota, Viridiplantae, Streptophyta, Magnoliopsida, Lamiales, Orobanchaceae. The record is from the annotation of a GenBank genome assembly.